AGGGCGCGCGGGGCCUGAGGGCAGCGGCAGCGGCAGCGGCGGGCCGGGCGGCACCAUGGGCUCACGGAGGGUCCCCAGCCGCAGCUGGGGCGCGGGCGGACGGGCCUGGGCCGGGGGCGACGGCGAGGACGACGGGCCCGUGUGGACCCCCAGCCCUGCCAGCCGCAGCUACCUGCUCAGCGUGCGGCCCGAGACCAGCUUAUCAAGCAGCCGGUUGUCUCACCCCAGCUCUGGAAGGAGCACCUUCUGCUCCAUCAUUGCUCAGCUAACAGAGGAGACCCAGCCGCUGUUCGAGACCACACUCAAGUCCCGGGCUGUGUCCGAGGAUAGCGACGUCAAGUUCACCUGCGUUGUCACAGGAUACCCAGAGCCAGAGGUGACCUGGUACAAGGAUGACAUGGAGCUGGACCGCUACUGUGGCUUGCCAAAAUACGAGAUCACUCAUCAGGGCAACCGCCACACGCUGCAGCUCUACAAGUGUCGAGAAGAAGAUGCCGCCAUCUACCAGGCCUCCGCCCGGAACACCAAAGGCAUUGUGUCCUGCUCGGGGGUCCUGGAGGUGGGCACCAUGACCGAGUACAAGAUCCACCAGCGCUGGUUUGCCAAGCUGAAGCAGAAGGCCGCCGCAAAGAUGCGUGAGAUUGAGCAGAGCUGGAAACCGGGGAAGGAGGUGGCGGGAGAGGCUGACACCCUGCGCAAGCUCAGCCCUGACCGCUUCCAGCGAAAGCGGCGGCUGAGCGGGGCUGAGGUGCCAGUACCCUCGGCCCCCACCAGGGAAGCUGAGGACAGCACCCCGGUGGCUUGGCAGGAGAGGGGGACUGAGCCUGGUCAGCACGCAGGUUCGGGCCUGAUGAACAGUUUUGCCCCUGGAGAGGUGACCACCAACGGGGAUGCUGCCCCCGAGAAUGGGGAGGACGCAGAGCGUGGUCUGCUGACAUACAUCUGUGAGGCCAUGGAGCUGGGGUCUCAGAGAACCCCCAAAAAGGAGUCUGGGGCCAAGAAGAAAAAGAAAGAUGAGGAACUUAAGCCAGGGCUGCGGAAGCCAGAGUCAGAGAAGACAGCUCGAGGCCACCGUUCUGAAAACUGUGUUCCCAGUUCGGACAAGCCUGACUCCUGUGGGACACUGGAGCCCAUGGACAUGGAGGUUCAGACCCGGCCCAGAGGCAGAGCUGCCCAGGGGCCUGGGUCUUCCGGAGUAGACAGCACCAGGAAGCCAGCCUCUGCUGUGGGCUCUCCAGACCAGGCCCAGAAUGCCCCAGCCCCAGGCUCUGUCCCAGGCCCAGACCAGGAAGUGUAUUUCUCCCUGAAGGACAUGUAUCUGGAGAGCACCCGGGCAGCCAGGCCUCAGGGGGAGGAAGUGUCCCAUACCUCAAGUGGCAGGGCACCUGGAGAGAUGCCCUCAGGGAAGGUGCCCAGAGAGGUCAGAGGUGAGAGGGGGCCUGCUACCCCUGGCCAGCCCAUGCCGUCUGCCCCCCAGUCCACUAGGCCUUUCAACAGGAAGCGAUUUGCCCCCCCGAAGCCCAAAGAGGAGCCCACUACCACCAGCACGCCCGAUUCUUCCCUGAGUCAAGCUCCAGAAUCCGGAGCCCAGAGCUUGGGGAAGGCCCCACCUCAGGUCUCUGCCCAAGUGCCCACACCUCCUGCUCGGCGGAGGCACAGCACCCUGCAGGGACAAGCAGGCCGCAGGACUCCAGGAGAGGUCCCGGAGUCCCAGGCGACCAUGGCUCCUACCAUACUGGCCAGCAGCAGCACUGAUGCAGCCUCUGCUGCUGGCAGCACCCCCAAAAGUCAGGGUGUCAUUGAGCCCAUGGAUACAGAAAUCCAGGAGAGUAGGAGAACAUGUGCUGAUGGGCAACCUGGAGGCAAGAAGAAUACAGAGGCAGAUGGGAAGAUGCAGGUGAACGUGACACAAGAAAGUGAGAGGCCAGUUUCAGACAGGAGUUCCCAGGAGGAUGUAGCAGCACAGGGAAGGGUGGGGACACAGGUGAAGAGGACACAGGCAGGUGAGAGGACACAGGAAGACAAGGGGAGCGUACGCACAGCCAUUAAAGGUCAGUCAGAGAAGGAGUCGGUGACCAGCCUCAGCCCAAAGCCCGGAGCCCCUGAAUGCCCACCUUCAGAGGGUCUCAAGUCUCCUCGGAUUAGUGAAUGUUUUGAAAAGGCCCCGGAAAGGCCCUCUGUCCCAGAAAAAUCUGGUUUCAUGCUCAGAUCUGAGGAAGCAGCAGUAACAGCCUCUGAGAACCUAGAACAAACUGUGCUGGGUCCCCUGGGAGGGGGCCCCACGCUCCCAGCACAGCUGCCUCCUGAGGGUAGCUUGGAGCAGACGGGAGGAGAGAAAAACCAGGGGCCAGAGUGGUCAGGCCUGGUCAAGGACAAGCUGGAGGAUGACCUGUUCCAGGGCCCCAAGGAGGAACAGAGGAGGGAAGUGCUGCCUGUGGAUCUAGGCUCCUGUGCUCCGGCUGGCCUGAGCCCGGAGGGGCCCACUGUGCCCUCUCUUCCUGGGACUGGCCUGACUGAUAGCUCACAGCACAUGAAUGCAGCCGCCUUCCUGUCCUCUGGCGACCAGGCCUUGUUUAAUUCUGCAACCCCACUGCACUUGGGGCUGGGAACCCCCACCCAGGGUCAUCCACCAGAAACCAUGGCAGCUAGGAAUGAGGGGGCCUGCACCAAGAUGCCAGAUGUGGAAGGGAGGCCCCCACGCCCCCAGAGCUGUGACCCUGGCCUCAUAGAUUCGCUGAAGAACUACUUGCUUCUGCUCCUGAAGCUAUCCAGCACUGAGAUGAGUGGAGCGGGCAUGGAGGCCCAGCGGGGAGCUGCCCCCGGAGGCCCAGCGCCCUCGGGAAUGCUGGCCUCCACCGUGGAAGUGGCUGGUUUGAGUCCGCGGACGUCUCGGCGCAUCCUGGAGCGCGUGGAGAACAACCAUCUGGUGCAGAGCGCACAGAACCUGCUGCUCAGCCCCUGUACCUCCCGCCGCCUCACCGGCCUCCUGGACCGCGAGGUGCAGGCCAGCCGUCAGGCUCUGGCUGCUACCCGGUGCCCUGGCCCCAGCCCCCUCACUGUCCCAGCCAUCGUGGUAGGCGAGGAGGAGGGCCCUGGGCUGGUCUCAGAAGGGCCUGGUGAGGGUGAGGGAGAGGGCCCCCUUGAGGAGCCAGGCCUCCUGGGCACCUCCCAGGAGAGCAUUGUGGAGGGUCAGCUGAGGGAGGCGGGUGGGCAGACAGCCUCUGGUCAGGGCCCUCUGUCAGCAGAGAGCAGAGCCCAGGAACCCUUCCAGGAGGAGGAAAUCCUAGGGGAGGCGCCCACAUGUCUCCCUGCAGCUACCCCUGAGGAGCUGGCUCUGGGGGCCCGGAGGAAGAGGUUUCUCCCUAAGGUCAGAGCAGCAGGAGAUGGGGAGGUAGCCAAUCCUGAAGAAAGGGAGAGUCCCACGCUUUCCCCCAGAGGGCCCAGGAAGGGCCUUUCGCCUGGGUCCCCCGGGACUCCAGGGCAGGAGAAACGCUCCCCUACCCAGGGCCGAAAGGCAGGCCUGCUGGAGGUGCCACAGGCAGCGGAGAAGCCAGCAGCAGAAGACCUGGGUUCCAGUCCCAAGGCCAGUGGGCAGAAUCCAGAACUGGGCUUGGAUGAAGGCAAGCAGGAAACUCCAGCCAAACCGAAGAAAGCCCAAGACCUGCUAAAAGCCCCACAGGUGAUCCGCAAGAUUCGGGCGGAGCAGUUUCCUGAUGCCUCAGGCAGCCUGAAGCUCUGGUGCCAGUUUUUCAACAUUCUCAGUGACUCAGUCCUGACAUGGGCCAAGGAUCAGCGCCCAGUGGGCGAGGUGGGCAGGAGUGCAGGGGACGAGGGGCCGGCGGCCUUGGCCAUCGUGCAGGCGUCCCCCGUGGACUGCGGCGUGUACCGAUGCACCAUCCACAAUGAGCAUGGCUCAGCCUCCACUGACUUCUGCCUCAGCCCCGAAGUGCUGUCAGGAUUCAUCUCCAGAGAAGAGGGUGAAGUUGGAGAGGAGAUUGAAAUGACCCCCAUGGUGUUUGCUAAGGGCCUGGCUGAUUCUGGCUGCUGGGGGGACAAGCUUUUUGGGCGCCUGGUGAGCGAGGAACUACGAGGGGGUGGAUGUGGGUAUGGCCUUCGGAAGGCCUCCCAGGCCAAGGUCAUCUAUGGGCUGGAGCCCAUCUUCGAGUCGGGCCGCACGUGUGUCAUCAAGGUGUUCAGCCUGCUGGUGUUUGGGCCCAGCAGUGAGACUUCUCUCGUGGGCAGAAACUACGACGUCACCAUUCAGGGGUGCAAGAUCCAGAACAUGAGUCGGGAGUACUGCAAAAUUUUUGCGGCAGAAGCCCGAGCUGUGUCUGGCUUUGGGGAGGUGCCUGAGAUCAUCCCACUGUAUCUAAUCUACCGGCCUGCAAACAAUAUCCCCUACGCUACCCUGGAGGAAGACCUGGGCAAGCCCCUGGAGCCUUAUUGUUCCCGGGAGUGGGGUCGUGCUGCGGUGCCAGCAGCAUCCAGCAGCUCGGAGGCCGUACAGAAAUGCCAGACCUUCCAGCACUGGCUGUACCUGUGGACGAAUGGCAGCUUCCUGGUCACAGAUGUGGCAGGGGUUGAGUGGAAGAUGACUGAUGUGCAGAUCGCCACCAAGCUGCGAGGAUACCAAGGCCUCAAGGAGAGCUGUUUCCCUGCCCUGCUGGACCAGUUUGCCUCUUCCCACCAGUGCAACACCUUCUGUGAGAUGCUGGGGCUGAAGCCCCUCAAGGGCCCCGAGGCUGCCCACCCCCAAGCCAAAGCCAAAGGCUCCAAGAGUCCAUCUGCCGGCAGGAAGGGCCCCCAGCUGAGUCCUCAGCCCCAGAAGAAAGGCCUCCCCAGUCCCCAGGGCACCCGGAAGAGUGCCCCAAGCUCCAAGGCCACUCCUCAGGCUUCAGGGGCAGUCGCCACCCAGUUAUUGGGACAGCCUCCCAUCCAAGAGGGGGGCUCCAAGGCCCAGGGCACGCGGUAGCCCCCACAGGAGGAACAAGGAAGCAGCUUGAACCGAUGGAGACUUUCCCAAAACAGACGACUAACAGGAGAAGGUGCACUGAGGAGGCACCACUUGGGGGCCUCUCUAAGCAGCCUCUCCUCAGUCAGCAACUCAGUCAGAUGGCUUUGGUGCGUGGCACACAGCCCAGUGGCCUCGCCUGGUGCCAUGUCACCCAGGGCUCCCAGGAUCCACCUCCCAAGUGCCCUGGGAGCUGAGACCCUCCUUGAAGUUUACACUGGCCACUGGUGGAGGCUCCCUGAGUCCUCUGCAUGAGCUCUGCACCCCGACCCCUUGUCCCAGUCAGACCCUGUCAUGAAUGGUGUCCCCUGGGGCAUGCAGGCCAGCACACACCCUCUGCCCUGUGCUUGGCCCUGGCCUCCCCCUGUCCUCAGGGCUCCAGACUUCCUCUGCUGUGUCUGACCUGGUGACUCUCAGGGUGUCUUCUCCUUCUGGCGACUUAGCCUCAUUCAUCCCAGCUUACCCUGCAACUAACUUGUUCCUGAGCCCACAUGGGGCUCAGGGUCCUUCCAGACCUGUCAUGUCCUUGUGUGGUGGCCUUCGGUGACGCGUGUUCUUGCUCUUCUUUCUCCCAUCACUCAGGCACUCACCUGCUUCUCAUGCUUCCUGGUACCCCACCCCCCAUCCCUGGCUUUGAGCCUAGUUGUAGCCUGCUGCCUACCCUUCACUGACUCUGCUUGUCCCCUUGCCUGAUGGCUUCCCUAGCCUGACCAGCACCCUACCCUCCAGGACCCCGGUGAAGUGUAGACACUCUGGCCUCUAGUGCACCCCAGUCUCCUCCUCCCCUUCUACUCCCAUACCCCCUGUCCAUGAGGUGAGAACUGACAUGAGGGUUGUGUCAGCAGCUGUGCCAGCGGGAAGGUAUGGACUUGACGGGACCUUGUGUUCCAUACUGAAAGGAGGUGGGGUCAUGUGAAUUUUGCACCCCCUCUUGACCAGGGAUGGAGGGCUGGGAUGAUUCUCAUAGGGGAGUAGAAUGGGGGUUUUAGGAAGGAUUGGGGUGGAGGGGUGUGUCUGUGCCUGGAACUUAGGACCGCUGCCCCCAUCCAUUAGCUCUGAUCCUGGGGCUCCAGCUCUGGGGCCUCAUACAUUGGAUCCCAAGGAAUUGCUAUGCCUGGCACCCUGGGUUCUUCCUGAGAGCCCUUCCUGGAGGUCCUGGAUGGGGUGGGUCUGGAGCUAGCCUGUUCCCCUUGGAAUGCAAUAAAGGCAGCAACCAUGUUUCCUGCUCA
Hipposideros armiger (great roundleaf bat) is the source of this 6240-nucleotide messenger RNA. It is a transcript of the gene ALPK3, whose product is annotated as alpha kinase 3. The transcript is spliced from 14 exons. Gene Ontology annotation, molecular function: ATP binding; protein serine/threonine kinase activity. The record is from RefSeq and is a predicted model, not a curated record. Gene Ontology annotation, cellular component: nucleus. Lineage: Eukaryota; Metazoa; Chordata; Mammalia; Chiroptera; Hipposideridae. The coding region runs from base 56 to 4972 and encodes 1638 amino acids. Gene Ontology annotation, biological process: protein phosphorylation; cardiac muscle cell development.